ACCAGUCAAUAUUGCUCUUCCAUAGAGGUUACUGAUACAUUUGAUAGUAGGGGGUUGGAGCUAAAAAAAAAAAUGGCGCAGAAGUACAACUCACGCUGGAGGAGAAAGGUGAAGAGCCAGCAAAUUACUUGCAAAAGAUACAGAAGAAAGGACACACACGGACAGGAAAAUAGAGAAGCAACAAACUGGAGGUCAGAUGAUUGCGGCACCGAGGAAGUGACCAGAUCUGCUAAUUUGGAAGACUCUUCAAACACAAAUGUGUGUAACAUCCAUUACGCCAACUGUCCAUCCCAGUGCAAUGGACACACAAGUGAGAUGCAUCACUCUGCUCUUAAUGUUGAAUCAGAGCCUGAACAGCCUAUUUACAUGGAUACAUUUCCUGAGCCUCUACCUGAAUAUGUUGAGGAAGGGACUUUAGAUGACAAUGCGUUAUUUGAUGAAGACCUUUCAAUUGAUGAUGACCUAUCAUUUGAAGACAGUUUUGAGCUUAACCAAGAGGAGGGAACAGAACUCGAAAGCUCUACAAACACUGUAGAUCCACUGUACAGAAAUGCACCAAUUUCUGUUGCAGAGAGUCUUCUCCUCAUAAUGACUUUUGCAAACAGACACAAAAUAACAGGAAAAGCUCUCAGUGAUUUGCUUACAUUAAUAUCUCUGCACUGCCCCUCUGAUACACAGACUGAGUGUCUUAAAAAUUUACACCAAUUUAAACAGUUUUUUGAUGAUCCCUCCUCUCUGCUUUUGCACAAAUAUUGUAGCUCAUGCUUCAUGAUUGUUGAGAGUACAGACACCCAGUGUAAAACCUGUAAAGCCAAUGUGUUGAUGGAGGGAUCAACCUCCUAUUUCAUUGAGGUUCCCAUUGAAGCACAACUGAAGAGAUUGUUUGCUCAGGAAGGUUUUGAAGAAAAACUGAAGUUUAGGUUUAAUAGACAUAAAAAGUGUCAUGACAGUAUUGAAGAAAUAUAUGACGAAAAAAACCUAUCAGAAAUUUAGUACUUGCAAUGGGCCUCUCAGUGAUUCCAGAAACAUUUCGUUAAUGUGGAACACAGACGGCAUACCCAUUUUUAAGUCUUCAAAGUUUUCUGUUUGGCCUUUUUAUUGUGUCAUAAAUGAGUUCAAUUUUGUUGAGCGCACGAAACGAGAAAACAUGAUAUUUGCAGGUGUUUGGUUUGGGGAUUCAAAGCCGUCAAUGUUGACAUUCCUUGAACCACUGUGUGGCUCUCUGAACAAAAUUGAAAGAGAAGGAGUUUCUCUUCAGUUUGCAGGAGCUCAAGAACCUUUCAUAUGCAAAGCCUUUACCAUUGCAGGAACCUGCGAUUUGCCUGCAAAAGCUUUGGUACUUAAUACUGUUCAAUUCAAUGGACAUUUUGGGUGUCUAAAGUGUGAACAGCCAGGUCAAACAGUGAAGACUGGAGAGAGAGGCCAUGUCCAUGCCUUUCCUUUCCAGAAGACAGAUUCAAAAGGCCCGCCUCGUACUCACAAGGGGUUUGUAGAUUAUGCUAAGAUGGCCUAUGAUUCCAACAGCGUUGUUCGUGGGGUGAAGGGACCUACGUUUCUCAGCAGACUAACAAGCUAUGAUUUGGUCUUGGGCACAGGUAUAGACUACAUGCUGUACUACUGGGAGUAAUGCGUCUAUUGAUGUUUUUGUGGUUUUCCACAGAGUUCUCUCGAUGUGCAUUCAGUAUGGUCAGAUCAAUCAAAGAAGUUGACAGACGUCUCAAAGAAAUAAGGCCACCAUUUAUGAUUCGAUUCCCUCGUUCUGUGUCUUCUCACAGGAUGUUCUUUAAAGCAUCUGAGUAUCGGUACAUUUUGCUGUUUUUCGGGCCAGUUGUAUUCCGGGGCAUCCUUGCAGGGCUGUACUACAACCAUUUCCUGCUCCUUAGUGAAGCAAUCUUUAUUCUUCUGAUGGAGUCAAUAACCCCUGCUCAAAUAGAUCAUGCUGAGAAACUACUCUUGAAUUUCUGUUCUCAAAUGAGUGGACUCUAUGGUGAGCGAUACAUGACAGCCAAUUUACACUUACUUGUCCAUUUAGCUGAUAGUGUGAGAGCUCUUGGACCUCUGUGGACACACUCUUGCUUUCACUUUGAAGACAAAAAUGGGUACUUGCUGCGUCUUAUACAUGGAACCCAGAAUAUACCUGCCCAAAUGGUAAAUGCUGUAAAGACUAUACAAUCUCUCCCUAACAUCACACAAAACGUAAAGCUGAACAUAGCAACUACUGAGUUUUUGGCCAGAAUGGCAAAUAGCAGUUAUCAACCAAGUAAUGUUGUCAAUAUUGUGGCCAUGUUAGGGGCAUCAUUCAAUAGAUGUCUUGAAACUGAUGAUAUUUUUUUUCUGGAACAGUUUCUUGGUCACGCUUUACAUAGUAAUGUCGUCAAGGCAUAUAACAGAGCUCAAAUAGGGAAAAUAAUUUACACUUCCCAGCAGUAUGUCAAAACCAAAAGACGAAACAAUUACACAGUGUUAUUUUCUGAUGGUGCGCAGAUCAAAUAUGGACAGAUUAAAUUAUUGUGUUCCUACAAAGAACCCAAUGAAGGUCAGAAUGAGAUAAAACUUGCAUUUUUGAAUGAAUUUGCAGUUGCAAGCAUAAAUCUUCUACAAGAUACUUUGACAGGUGGAAUGUGUUUCCAUAUUGUUAGCCUCCUGGAAGUUCCUGUGAGAAAGACAGUGGUAGGACUUGAAAGUAUUUUGGGCAAGUUGAUGUUCAUUGAUUUGUCCUCAAUGCCUGGUAUUGUGUUUGCUGCACAUUUCCCUAACAAACUUGAAAGGGACUAAAGAUAUUAUAAAGUCAAAGAUAUGAUCUUAUUUUGAACAGAAGAGCCCAUGAUUUUUCCAACUAGUUGAAAAUCCUUACUGAAAAUGUGAAAUAUGUUGAUGGACAAAUAGUUUAUACUGUGAUGCCAUCUCAACUGUUUGGGCAAAUCUAUUGUCAUUCAAAAAGGUCACUUUGGGGCUAAGAUGAGAUGCAUACAUCUGAAUAUACAACAUUACAUGUAUUAAUGAUAUGAGUUUUUGGCAGUUAAACUUUGAUAAAUCUGAA
Messenger RNA from Pimephales promelas (fathead minnow), 3040 nucleotides. Lineage: Eukaryota; Metazoa; Chordata; Actinopteri; Cypriniformes; Leuciscidae. The record is from RefSeq and is a predicted model, not a curated record.